AUGGCUAAUAAACUGAUUUGCAAACUUACUUCCUCCUCAGUAAGCGAACAAAACCAUGAAAAAAAUUCCUAUUUAUUCUAAAAACCCACCCUCUGUGAACAAACAAAAAUUUUUAUGAAAAAAAAAUUGCUAUGUGGAGUGAUAAUUGAAAUCUCUAGCAAAUUCUGAUUAAUUUCAAACAUCUUGCAUUUUAAAUAUAAAUUUCGCUAUAUUAAAUUAAUUAUUGCUUCACAAUUUUUGUGAAUUGGGAAUAUGCAUUUUUGAAAAAAAAUUAACUCCCUCCAUAAGCGAACAAAAUUUUUUGAUUCGCUCACGGAGGGGGGACUUAGCAGUUUGGACGGAAGCCUUCCGCCGACUGCUUCACCAAGUUUUAUUUAUCGACUACCUCCUAAUGCCACAGUUACUUUUCAAAUUGAAGCAGGAUCUCCAAUUCUGACUGAAAAUCUCCACUUUUGUGUAAGCAUAUGAAACGGAAUAACCCAAGCGCCAAAGCAAUAUAAAGGGUGCCUGAAUUCCUUUGGACACUGAAUUUGUGAGGUAAAUUUCGAUAUCCCCGGCAACUACAAUUUUUGGGUUGAGAAUUUAAAUAAAAAAGAUGACAUUUUAAAAGGGAUAAAAAACUGAAUAGUUGUAGAUCCUGACAUAAAAAUUGGAGGAAGGUCUUUACCGAUCAAUGGGAUUUGCAUGCAAAGUGUUUUACCUAGAUGCUGUGGAGUCUUUGAAAGAUGGUAUGAAGUCUUGACCCAUCAAAAAGAACUGGGCUACAACAUGUUCCAUUUUGCUCCUAUGCAGGAAUUUGGGAGCUCUGGAAGUCAUUAUAGCUUAAAUGACCCGAAUAAGCUUAAUAGUGACAUUUUUAAGGCUUAUGACAAUGAAGAAAAAAAGUUGAAAGCACUAGAAAACUUAUUAAAUAGGUUGGAUCGCGAAGGUGUAGGCAGCAUUAUAGAUAUUGUGCUCAAUCAUCUGUCACCUGGUGCUCCAUUUUUAGAAAGCUGCCCGAAUGCGACCUGAAAUUUAACCACCGCUCCUCAUCUGAAAUCUGCUUUUGAGCUAGACACAGCUUUACAGAACUUUUCUAAAGCCCUUUCUAAAUGCCAAAUAUGAAAAUUUUAUAGUAAAAAUAGGAUUGACAGCCAAAGUGAUGUAAACGUCCUUUUGGGGAUUUUGAGGUCCGAAGUGGUAAAUCCAUUCAAAAUCCAUGAAUUUUUCAUGAUAAACCUAGACAAAGCAAAAAAAGAAUUUUUGACAUGCCAGAACAAUGAAAAAAUUAAUGAUGAAAAAAUGGCAAAAUCGUUGUCAGAAAGAGGGAUUGAAUGGUUUAUUAAAAAAUGUUGCUUGAAACAUCAAGGAGAAGGCAGAUUUCUGACAGAAGUCAUCCCAGAAAUGAUAUGGAGAGCCUGCAAUACUUUAGGCUGGAAUCAUGAAGAAAGCUUACAAAAAGGCCAAAAAGGAAUAGAAAUGGCAAAUCUCUUUCUCAUGAAAAGAUGCGACAGACAUAUUGACGAUAUUAUGAGAAACCUUGACUAUGAAAUUCGACCUAAAAUAGGCCAAACCAUUACAUGGGAUAAUCCAUUAACUAAACCGAAUUUUUCCCAGCUCCCUAAUGGCGAUUUCUGUGUAUUUAACGGCUAUAUAAAUGCAUAUAAAAAGGUCCACAAAGAUUUUGCUGACAGGAGUGGAUGGCAUUUUUUAAGGAGAGACGUCAUCGUCUGAAAUGACUGCAUAAAGCUCCGUUAUGGAUAUAAAAGAGAAGACUGCCCUGAGGUGUGGGAUUUCAUGGAAAAAUACGUCACCACUAUGGCAAGACUUUUUAAAGGCUUUAGACUGGACAAUGCCCAUAGCACCCCUAUUCAUGUUUCUGAAUAUUUAUUGGCUAAAGCCAGAGAAGUGAACCCAAAUUUAUUAGUUACUGCAGAAUUAUUUACUGAAGACAUUAAUACUGAUGCAAAAUAUGUCAAAAAGCUAGGACUAAAUCUAUUGAUCAGGGAAGCUAUACAGUGCCCAGAUCCUGCUGCAAUGGGAAAGUCAAUUUAUCAAUACGGAAAUGGAGAAAUCUCAAGUUAUGGCUGCCUUGAAAAAUCUGAUUUAUAUAACGAAUCUGUAUUAGGGAUUAAUCAAGAGCCUGGCAGUUUGAGAUGGGAAUCAACAUAAAUAAAAUGGCAUUCGGUUCGAGAGAAAUUGGCUCUGCCAAUUUUCUCUCCCUCAUGGAAUUUUAUUUAUGGGGUUGGGUUUUCUCUCGAGAACUUCUGCACAGCAAUAGUCGUUUAACUUUGGGGAUAACCAAAGGCACGACUCCUCAGUGCACUCAAGAUUUCGGAGUUUUACCUCUCAGCACAUCCCCACGGGAGGAUGACCCUUAGGCGGAACACGCGCAGGAGCUGAGUCUGGACGAGCGACGGCAACGCGCCGGGUGAGAUGUGCGGCGAUUUAUCUGGCGACUAGCCUUAUAGAAGGCUUUGGGUGUGGGCUGACCACAUAUUCCAAGAUGGCUUGGUGACGUCACUAGUUGUCGCUUUGACCCUUUUUCAUUAAGGGGUGUGGGCACUAGACACCUUAAAAACUAUGUAACUAAGUAAGUAAGUAAGAGAUGGGAAUCAACCCCAAUCCCAGCCUUAUUUUACGAUUGCACGCAUGAUAAUGAUCCUCCAGCCAAAAAAAGAACUCCACAAGAUUCAUUACCUCAUGCCUUUUUAACUGGAUUUACCAAUUGCGCUGUAUCUUCUACCCGAGGAUACGAUGAAUUCAUCCCUAGAAACCUCUCUGUCGUCAGUGAAAAGCGCAUUUACUCCGCUCCUGUCCAUGGAGCCCAAUCAAUAUCCGAAGUUUCUUUAUUCGAUGAUAUAGAAAACCCUAUCAAAGUGUACGUAGAAUAUGCUGCAGAAAAUAAUUUCAAAGAAGUCGCUAUUAAAGGCGAAUGGGACAACUGGAAUAAAAAAAUCAACCUCAAUCAUAUUGGGGAUAAUAAAUGGGCAGUAAAGCUGCUAUUCCCAAAAAGCUAUGACAGGAAAGAAAUGGCUUAUAAAUAUAUCAUUGAUGGGAGAUGGCUAGCUGAUCAAAGAUUAAGGCUAACAGGGAGAGGCUCAAGGACUAACAAUGUCCUGAAAAUUGAUUCAAGUGUAGAAGUGACACCAGGGAUUUUUGAAAAUAUGUAUACUGCAAGAAAAUAUAUCAAUAAUUUGCAUGAACUUUUGGCAGAACAGGGAUAUGAUGAGAUCUAUGUGCAUCAAUAUUGUGAAGACGUUUUUAUGAUUAUUAGGCAUAAUCCUAUAAAAUUUAAUAGUUAUGUGUUAUUAGCGAGAACUGCUUAUAGGCACAACUGUAAUCAUGUCAAUGUCAAUAAUGUAAGACUCCCUGGAAUUGUGGAAAAAAUCGAAUUCAUAGGGACCCUCCGCAUGAAGCCUAUCAGAUUUGAUGAAAAUAGUCAGUUCAUCAAUGGUUUAAAAGGUGUAUUAGAUGUCUCAACAAAUCUUAGCAGGUUUUGCCAUAUUUUUAGAGAUAAUAAAGAAAAUAUUGAUGUUGUCAACCUCACAGGUAUCCCACAAUCAUUACUCCCCUUCUUGCUUAGGAGUUCAAUUUCUGCUUUAAUGUUUGGUUUUUAAAAAUAAUUAUUUUUUUAAAAUAUAUAUAAAAAUUAAAAAAAAUUUGUGAAAAAUAUAUAUAGUAAUUGCCCGAGGAUGGCGCAAGAUAGCGCCAUUCUUGGGCAAAUGCAAUACUUAAUUAAUAAAUUUUAUUCUGCUUAUAAUUUAAUAUAAUUAGCUGAGGAUCCUACUAUUAAAAUCAUUAAUUACAAAUCGAAUUAUUAUUUGUAAAAAAAAAUUUUAUUAAAAAAUAAUAGCUAACUAAGCUAAUUUUUCUAGUAGUUUUACUCAUAACCACAGUGAGGGAGUCAGUAAUUGUAUUAAAAACUAGCCUUCUUCCAAAUAUAGAAAGUGCAUUAAAUGCCUCGUAUUCUAGGCUUUCUAAUUAUGAAGACUUCAAAAAAAUCUUUGAAAACUUGUCCCUCCAACAAAUAAACCAUAUUCUCUGGCGUUCUAACUGUAAUUAGAUUAUAUUAAAAUUCUAACGGGGUCUUCAGGGAUUAUUUCGGCUCCUCAUCGUCCUACGGAUAGCCUUACGUUGACGCUAAGCUCUAUCCUCAAAUCUGAUCAUUUCAUACUGAUAUACCAAAAAUGGUGACAUUGGAGAUCGCCCUAACAGUCUUCUGGGUCCAUCAAACGACAGAGACUCCCUCAAAAUCGACAGGAUUCGGUGUGCGGUUAAACCGCCAUUGCCUCCUCCAUAGCCCUAUAGCCAUACCAAAGGCUCAGUAAUACCUCCAUGGAAUGCUAAAGGACAUUGAGCCAUUAGUCAAAGUAAAAAAAGGUCAAGGGUCAGCCCUAGAAUAAAAACUCAUCUGAGGAGCUAACACAAUGCGGCUCUUCUCCUCUCGGUCCGUACCAACUCACGGAUCUCCAUAGGUCACAUCAGAUCUCGCCAUUUUAAUAAUUCUGUUCUAACUCUGAAGAAAUUGAAUCUUCUCUGAUAAAAAGGGAGACAUAUAAGCUCUCUCCUACAAAGUCUUUCAAUUAUGCAGGCUUUGGCGGAUUUGUCACUGAAGUCCUCCCCCACACAAUAGGAAACCAUCUAGACCAUGAAAUUUUCUGCAAUCUCCGUAAAGAAAACUGGAUGAUUGACUAUUUCCUUACAAGACUAAAAAAUAACGAUUUGCCUCCUGAAUUUGUUCAGUUUAUUUCUGAUCACUUUGGAAGUAUAAAAGCUUUGCCUCGUGGAAUCGUCCCAAAGCACACUGCAAAGUCAAUAUUCCUCUUAUUCAGAAACUUGAAAUAUUAUUUAUUAAGAGAUUUGUAUAAAGAAAGCGAGCUUUUUAGCGGAGAAGAUAGUUUCGUUGAUAAUCUAGGGACAAGCGUUUCACAGUUUUGGGGACAUAUUCCGAGCUCAGUCAAUCAUAUUUCCAAGUAUACUCUUUCUGCUGGGCUGCCUCAUUUUUCAGUUGGACUGAUGAGAUGUUGGGGAAGAGACUCAAUGAUAGGGCUUAGAGGGCUUUUCUUGUGUACUGGAAGAUAUGAAGAAGCAAAAACCCUCAUAAAAACCUUUGCUUCAGUGUCACAGAAAGGGCUGAUUCCUAACUUGUUAGGAAAUGGCAACAACUGCAGAUACAAUUCAAGAGACUCGGUCUGGUAUUUUUUGCAAGCAGUUCAGGACUAUAUCAAACAAGUCCCAGACGGAGCCUCAAUUUUGCAUGAGCCAAUUAAAAUGAGGUUUAAUGAAAAUGGGGAAAUUAUCCAAGAAAAUGAAAUGGUUUUGCCACUAAGUGAGGUCAUCCAAAAUAUUUUUCAGUCACAUGCAGUUGGCAUUGAGUUCAGAGAAAGAAACGCAGGGAUGGCGCUAGAUCCACAUAUGUCAGCUGAAGGCUUCAACAUAAAAAUAUGGCUGGACAUCAAAACAGGACUCGUUUAUGGAGGAAGCCAAUUUAACUGUGGGACAUGAAUGGACAAAAUGGGUAGCUCAGCCAAAGCAGGAAAUUUAGGCCUUCCCGCAACACCAAGAGAUGGAGCUGCCAUAGAGAUAACUGGCUUAGUCUACUCGAACGUCAAUUUCUUUGGGAAACUCUUCAAUGAAGGCAAAUUCCAACACAAAGGUGUCAAGCUUUCUGAUGGAUCGUUUUUGGCUUAUGAAAAAUGGGCAUCCCGCAUUGAGGAUUCAUUUGAAAAGCUGUACUAUAUCCCAGAAGAAAAAAGCGGACUACCUGCAGAUUAUAUAAAGACUAGAGGCAUUUAUAAAGACACUGUCGGCAGUGUAAAAGAGCUCAGCGAGUAUCAAUUUAGACCUAACCAGUGCUUAGCAAUGGUCUUUGCAAGCAAACUAUUCGAGAAAAGCCAUGCGAUUUCGGCUCUGAAGAAAAUUACUGAAAAUUUGAUGCCUGGCAUUGGGAACGGGCAGUUAGGGAUCAGAACUUUAAGUGAAAAUGACAAAGAAUACAGAGAUUUUUAUGACCUAUCCAAUGAUUCUGACGACAAAUCAAUUGCACAUGGAUUCAGCUUCCACAAUGGGCCAGAAUGGAUUUGGCCAUUUGGAUAUUAUUUGCGGGCACUCAUGGUUUUUCAAGCUGAAAAGCCUGAAUUUAUUAUGAAGUGCUUAGCAGACCAUAGGAAAUACUUAGAAAACUCUCCAUGGAUGUCUAUGCCAGAAUUGACUAACAAAAUGGGAAGACCGAACAAGUUUGCGUGCCCUGCCCAGGCAUGGAGUGUUUCUUCCCUUAUCGAGGCUCUCUUUGAGUAUAAGAAAUUAAUUAAAAAAUAA
Molecule: messenger RNA, 6300 nt
Organism: Blepharisma stoltei
Lineage: Eukaryota; Ciliophora; Heterotrichea; Heterotrichida; Blepharismidae
Source: the annotation of a GenBank genome assembly